AUGCUCUCAGAAGAACGUGACGCUCGGGCCCCGAAACGUCGCAGGACGUCGUGGUCCAGGUGUGUGUGUGUGUGUGUGCGCGCGCGCGGACACAUACUUUUUUUUAAUUUUUUUCCAUCCUCCACGAGUGAGCGAACCUGCUGGUGCAUCUGCUUGCCGGUGGACAGAAAGCGGGAUAUGAGCUACACCGAACCGCUGUGGGAGAUCAAUGGAAAUCAAGCACCAAUACCGGCUUUUGGAUUUUUGCGUGGUUCGUGUUGCCUGGACCAACCGAUUCUCUCAGAUGAAAUCUAUUCGCGACAGGUAAUCGCGGCGGAAAUGUCGCAGUACGUCGGCGGUGAUAUCGCCAGCUACCCGAUGUGGGAUAGUUCCGUGUUGUAUCAAGCACAGCCGUCUACCCAUCCGCACGUGAACGAGCACGGAUUGUAUAGGCAACCCUGCGCCUUGUUGCACCAGAGUCGUUAUACGCCAAACGGCCGUUCGCCGAAUCUGCCGUCGUCGACGACGAAGAAACCGAGACGUCGAGUGGCGACGGUCUCCCAGAGGAGAGCCGCGAAUAUCCGGGAGAGACGCAGAAUGUUCAAUCUGAACGAGGCUUUCGAUAAACUCCGCAGAAAAGUACCGACGUUCGCUUAUGAGAAACGGCUCUCGAGAAUCGAAACGUUGCGCUUGGCGAUCACGUACAUCGCUUUCAUGGGGGAGUUACUCGGUAUCGAGCCAAGUAGUCCGAAACCGGAGUACAUACCACGAGAGUAUUACUUGCCGAAUUGAAUCUCUUCCUUGCCUAUCAAAGAGGUGUUGAUGCGGGCCGAUGCGAGACUUAUCAAUGUCCGAAUUACUAAUUCGGCGAAACACAUGGUCUUCCAUUAUUGAUUAGUAUUAUAAUGUUAAAUCAAGAGAUGCACAAUUUAAUGUCCGUAUAUAUAUAUAUGAUACUUCUCCCAUAAUAUUAUACUCGAUCCUUUUAUCCUUCAUCUUUUCGAUACUAUAUUUCGCGAUAUUGUUUAAAAAUGAUUGCAAAAAAAAAAAGAAAUGUAAAAAUAGAAUUUUUAAAUCUAAUGGCAUUUCUUAAUGGUUCCAUAAAACAUUUGAUCUCAAUAGUAUCGAAAAGAUUAAAAUCUCCGUCAAUCAAAUCUUUCCUUAUAUAAUACGCAGACAAUAAUCUUAUCUCGAUUAUCGCGAAUCUUGCGUGAUUAGAGGAGACGAUUGCAAGAUAUGAAGGGAUAAUAUAAAUUAAACUUCUCUGAUGUCUUUUAUUAUUCGAAAUACAGAAAUGGUACAUUGUAAGAUGGGGUUGCAGUGAAAUAAUGAAAUGUUUUGCAAUUUUUCGUGUCAAGAAAAUUAAUCAGCGCGAGCAACGAGAUUCUGAAUAUCGAAAAAUUAUAAAAUUAAAUUAGUUUUUCCAAUAUUAAUAAAAAUUUAUUUAUUCGAAGUUGCUCUUGUUGGAACAACAUAUAACUCCAUCUUACACUGCUGUAAUUUCUCAUUUGAAUAAAACAAUUGCUACAUGUUGCUCAUUACUAUGUGAAAAUAAAUGUGGGUGUAGUAUAAAAAUAAGUUAAAAUAAAGAUUUAAAUAAUAA
Messenger RNA from Formica exsecta, 1582 nucleotides. RefSeq names its product protein Fer3-like. The record is from RefSeq and is a predicted model, not a curated record. The transcript is spliced from 4 exons. The coding region runs from base 1 to 771 and encodes 256 amino acids. Gene Ontology annotation, biological process: regulation of transcription by RNA polymerase II; developmental process. Gene Ontology annotation, molecular function: protein dimerization activity; RNA polymerase II transcription regulatory region sequence-specific DNA binding; DNA-binding transcription factor activity, RNA polymerase II-specific. Lineage: Eukaryota; Metazoa; Arthropoda; Insecta; Hymenoptera; Formicidae.